Lichtheimia ornata is the source of this 324-nucleotide messenger RNA. RefSeq lists its product as uncharacterized. Gene Ontology annotation, biological process: positive regulation of transcription by RNA polymerase II. Lineage: Eukaryota; Fungi; Mucoromycota; Mucoromycetes; Mucorales; Lichtheimiaceae. The record is from RefSeq and is a predicted model, not a curated record. The transcript has a single exon. Bases 1 to 324 code for a protein of 107 amino acids. Gene Ontology annotation, molecular function: DNA-binding transcription factor activity, RNA polymerase II-specific.
AUGAAGCUUACGCUUGACGAUAAGGACCAAAAGACCAAGGAAAGAAUUUUGCGUAAUCGAGCUGCGGCCCAAGAAUCAAGGGACAGAAAGCGUCGCUAUGUUACGGACCUCGAGAAAAGCAACAAGCGUCUAAAAGAAGAAAACGAUCAGUUGUCGCAACGAAAUCAGUUCCUUGAAGCACAGCUACAAUUGAUGAGUGCACAGCUCAUGGCGUUGAGCAAAUUGCCCUUUGGUUUGGAUGGCUUUUGCGAUUCAGCACGGAUCGCAAAGAGGAAUACAGCAACAACCGCAGCAACAGCAACAACAGCAUCCACCGCAGCAUAA